GAUAGUUUGGCUCGCAGUGAUGUUGCGUUGUCAGUCACGGCUAUUUGGUCUCGUAUCAAUGAGCAGGUUUACGGUGGUGGUCAACAGCAGGCAUUGGUCGGGCUGUCGCGAGAGCAAGUGCUGAGCCGGGUAUACCGCGCCCGCAAUCGCCAUUUCGGGGGGAACAUUCACGGCCGUAUCGAGUUGCCACCACUGUCUCGCGUAAACGACCGGCCUCUCAACUUUUUUCAAUUUCACCACAUCAGUGGCUCCAACGACAGCGAUCAGCCCAGCCGAAUUAUUGGCUGGGCUCACCCAGAGCUCAUUUCGCUGCUCCGGUACGCGGGUAUAUCGCUGUUUGUGGAUGGCACGUUUAGGUGCGUGCCACGUGGGUUUCAGCAAUGCGUUGUGGUGAUGGUGCACGACCAGGCUUCGGGGUGUUUUGUGCCGGUGUUCUACGUGUUGACCACGCACCGCACCAUGGACACCUACACGGCAUUAUAUUUUUGCAUCCAGCAGGCAUCGGAUCGCCUACUUGAACCCGCCGAAGUGGUGUGUGACUUCGAACGCGCCCUCAUCGACGCAGUCGGAGACCAGUUCCCAAACGCGGAUAUCAUCGGCUGCUUAUUUCAUUUUAAGCAAGCCGUCCGCAGGAAGAUGAAAAGCAUUGGUAUCUCCAACCGCGCGGCUGGUAUCGCCAUGGCUCCGGGUGUAUUGGACAUGUUGACAGUUGUGCCAAUUGAGCAAGUCGAAGUUGGCGGCAUCAGCUGGGUUAAACGUCAGGUCAAAGAGCGCUGUAGAAACGACGGUGUAGCGUACGUCCGGUCGAAGUGGAACAUUUUCUGGAGCUACUUCAAGCGAACCUGGCUGUAG
Messenger RNA from Phytophthora sojae, 852 nucleotides. RefSeq lists its product as hypothetical. The record is from RefSeq and is a predicted model, not a curated record. The transcript has a single exon. Lineage: Eukaryota; Oomycota; Peronosporomycetes; Peronosporales; Peronosporaceae. The annotation marks the transcript as partial.